CAGGAAUCGCAUCAUUCGCUGCUGUUGAUGCUGCCAUACCUCACGUUUCACGCACUGAGCUCAGUUCAGACUGUCAGAGCUCGGCCACUGACCUCUGAACCGUAAUCAUGAGUAACGUGGAGAUCCCAGCCGGCCUGAAGGAGCUGCUGCAGGGCUACACAGUGGAGGUGCUCCGUCACAGGCCCCCCAACUUGGUGGAAUUUGCCGUGCAGUAUUUUACUCAACUUCUGGAGGGCCAGAAGCCCGAGCAGCGAGCCCACAAGUGCGGCUCCAAACCCGAGGGCGUCGCUCUGAAGAACAACUCAAACAAGCCAAAGAAGGACGAGGAGGAAGAGGAGGAGAAGGACACCAUCAAACCCACCCCUGGAAAAUACAGCCGCAGAGUCGCAGUUUGUGCAGAGGCCUACAACCCCGAUGACGACAAAGACGAUGACACGCAGCCUCAGGUCGUGCAUCCCAAAACGGACGAGCAGCGGCAGCGGCUACAGGACGCCUGCAAAGAUAUCCUUCUGUUUAAAACUCUGGAGAAGGAGCAGUUCUCUGAGGUUUUGGAUGCUAUGUUUGAGGUGCUGGUCAAACCUGAGGAUCACAUCAUAGACCAGGGAGAUGAUGGGGAUAAUUUCUAUGUCAUAGACAAAGGCGUCUAUGACAUUUUUGUGCUCAAGGAUGGAGCCAGUAUAUGUGUUGGGAAGUAUAACAACAAGGGGAGUUUCGGAGAGCUGGCUCUGAUGUACAACACGCCGCGAGCCGCCACCAUCGUAGCAACCCAGGACGGCGCCCUGUGGGGCCUGGUGAGAGGACACAGCAUGCCGUCCGAUCGAGCCACCUUUCACAGGCUGAUCGUGAAAAACAACGCCAAGAAGAGGAGGAUGUACGAGGCCUUCAUAGAGUGCGUUCCUCUCCUGAAGUCUCUUGAGCUCUCUGAGAGGAUGAAGAUUGUUGAUGUUUUGGGCGUGCGAGUGUUCAAAGAUGGAGACUGCAUAAUAACACAGGGGGAAAAGGCUGAUUGUUUCUACAUCGUGGAGUCAGGAGAGGUGAAGAUUAUGAUCAAAACUAAAACCAAGUCGGGCCAGCAGAACAACUCAGAGGUUGAAGUGGCUCGCUGCUCCAGGGGCCAGUACUUCGGGGAGCUGGCGCUGGUAACCAGCAAACCUCGUGCAGCAUCAGUCUACGCUGUGGGACAAACCAAAUGCUUAGUAAUCGACAUCCAGGCUUUUGAGCGUUUGUUAGGACCCUGCAUGGACAUCAUGAAGAGGAACAUCUCCCAGUAUGAAGACCAGCUGGUGGCACUGUUCGGCUCCAGUGAUCACUUAAAACACUAGUGUUUAAUAAACUCGCAUCUUAAAUCAACUCUUCCCUGGAGGUAAAGACAUGACCAGCUCUGACCUGCACAGUAAAACUCUUGUAACGGAACGCGUCCCAGGACCAGUGAAAUGUUGUACUAUACUUUUAAGACAGGAGGUUCAGAUGUGUAACGAAAGUACAGUCUAAGCUUUCGGGGAUGAUUCUACAAGGCAGAGCCAUUUUUAAAGAGAUUAACACAAAUUGGCAUGGCUUUACUGGAGAGUCACAGUGGAGUUAAAUGCACACGCUGAUUACUUUAUAUAAACUGUAGCUUUUCUUUCCUUUUGUAACCAGUAAAUAUACACUUAUUGUCCCCCUUUGCUCUUGUUUGUUCAACAUAAGUUGUCAAAUUAGCUCACCGCUAAUCAUUUUCAGGACUUGAGUAGAAAAAUAAAGAA
Molecule: messenger RNA, 1742 nt
Organism: Menidia menidia (Atlantic silverside)
Lineage: Eukaryota; Metazoa; Chordata; Actinopteri; Atheriniformes; Atherinopsidae
Source: the annotation of a GenBank genome assembly